AUGCAUACCGUCGAGAAGAUGCCGAAUGCACCGACGAAGCGACUCGGCGUUGACCUGAAUGUUGAUACUGGCUAUAAGGCAAAAAGAAGAGGAAGCAUAUCUCCGCCCCAGACACCGGAGGCGCAGGCUUCCAGUCCAGAAAAUAUUACUUCAUCGAAUCGGGCGCUUAAUCUGCGGAAUGGAACAGGGCAUACAUUUUUAGAUGACAUUACACCAGUUGAUCCUUCCAACAAAGAAAAUGAUCCUGAGAAUGUACGAAAUAACCGGGAUUCUCACGACCUCUCCCUUUCUCCCCGACAAGUUACCCGCGACUCAUUGGUAGAUCAUAUGCUACUUUCCUUAGACCAAUUCUCUUUCGGGCAGGAAGAUUUUAGCUUGCGCAAUCCUACACUUGACGAAGAUCGAUUAUAUUCCUCCUUCGGUGAUGAAGAACCAUAUCAAUCGCCUCAAAACUUCGCAGCUAGAGGUGGCAGAGGGCACGCUUACUCCUUCAGUUCCGACUACGAUCCAGCAGACGAUUCAAGUCAUUAUUCGGACAAGAUUUCUCGCAGCCGAAGAAGCAAUAGCAGUUCCAACUUCCAAACUGGGUUGACCAGAAUCAAUAGUAUACGCAACGAUACAGGUGGAUCACUUAGAGGACCUCCGAUUCCACAUCGAGGAGGGAGAAAGAACACCGGUAGUAGUGUGGGAGUAAGGUGGGCGCAUGGUUUAGCAGGAAGGUCUUCGAGCUUUGAUUACGGAAGCGGUCACCAGGCAACUUCACAAUUAAAUGCAGGAAGAUAUAUCAAUACAAAUGUACCUUCGACUCCUACAUACGACUACGACGCCGCUCCCACACCCACAGUACCUGGUGGUCCACGACGCCCUCGACCUACAUCCCCAAUUUUGGUCUCAAGACCCGACCCUAGCCUUAUCGAUCCCCCAAUGGAGAAAUUAGAAAGAAAAAGGAGCGCAAAAUCCUCGAAGAGCGCAUACAAGUCGAAGGGGUUCACGAAUACUGCCAGGCAUGACUAUGGUCUAAAUCUAAAUGAUCGCAGUAAAGAAUUGCCACCCAUGCCAGCAUUCAUCAAAGAGCAAUCUCCGCCAAAUUGUGGGUCAUAUUCAAAAACAAAAGAUAUUCUCGGGUCGCCGCAAGCUUCCACUCAAAUGCCCAAGGAACGACCCGGAUUCUUCAGAAGGGUUUUCGGUUCUUCCAGGAACAACAAUGUUGCGGUACCCGACCCACCACCGUCGCACGGUUCCACUACCUCUACUGAAACGGCGGAUCAUCCAGGUAGCAAAACUCACAUUGCUAACCAGAUGAAACCUAACAACGUAGCACCGCCUCGAGAAAAUCCGCAAGCCCCAAAAGAACAACCGCAUGUCAUUACCAAAAAACCAUCAUCAUUCUUCCGAAGGCGUAAGAAGUCGGUAUCUGAGCCCGAACCCAUCCCCGUUCCACCAAUGCCGUUGCCACCCAUGAAACUCGAGCCGCACAAAUUGCGACCAGACAUUCCAGAUUGGCAACCUGAGGCUAGCCCCGUCAGUAGUCUUCGCCAAGUCAUGAAUCCAUACCUUCAUAGCCCAGGGAGACCUCCUAUCGAAGCUCAUGCACCAACGGCUAGUCUCGAUCGGCAAGUUAAUGAUAUUUCCGAUGAUGUUGAAAAUAGACGCCAUGUAAGAGGCUUUUCUCCAGACUACGAUCCAGACCCAAAUGCUACCAUCAGACAAAUACCUCCUUCGAAACCAGCGUCGUCGCAUGCCGGAGAUAGUCGCAAGCCAUCUUAUUCGUCCAUCAAACAACCACGUAGAUCGGCAAGUACCAACUUGGCAAUACCUGGUGGAUUCGACGGGCAGGCCAGAGAAGAACGUGAACCAUUUUUCCAAGGUUCUACCGAGAACGAUCGUGACGCGAAGUUUAAGUUAGAGAUCACGAAAGAUGUACCUGGUAAUACACCGUUACCCAGUACGACAUCUCCUGGUCACUCUCCUUCGGUGGCGAGAGAUAUCGCUCUUGUUGCGGAAUAUGAAAGAAUACAUUCCAAACGUUCUCCAACGUCCUCCAAAGUUCUACCAAAAUCAGAGCCUAAGGUAGCAGAGCCUUCUUUGAAUUCACCUCUAAGCACGGUGAGUUCUAAUGACAGUCAGGAACUGCCAGCAGGUCCUGCCAAAGAAGAAGAUUGGGUCGUUCUUUCUCCUUCUAAAUCCCACUUUCCAGAGAAAGAUCGUGUUUGGUUGGAACCUGGAUCGUCUGAAGAUGAUCUGCCAGGUACAAAUACCUUGAAACCUAAUUUCGCAAACUCGAUUGCAGCUACAGGAUCUACAGAUACCAUAUACAAAUCGGCUGUCAGUCUACCACUGUUGCAAGUUGAGGGACAAGAAGAAGGUCCCCCUUCCAGUCCACCUACUAUGUCCGAUAGAGAAGAUAUUGAGCCAUUUGAUGACUCUGAAUCCGAAGGAGUUGACGACGCACAACCUACGGAAGAAGACCUGAUUAGAGCACAGAAAAUUUACGAUGGCAAUGAGGAUUUCAUUCAAAAAGAAAAGGCGACCGCAUGGAUGGGAGAUGAGGGAGCUGUUCGAGCAAGGACGCUAACAGCUUAUAUGAGCCUUUAUGACUUUACGAAUCUUAAUAUUCUUGCCUCGAUGCGUGUAAUGUGUGGCAGAUUAGUGCUCAAGGGUGAAAGUCAACAAGUUGACAGAAUCUUGGACGCGUUCUCAAAGAGAUGGUGUCAGAGCAAUCCCUAUCAUGGGUUUAAAGCUACUGAUGUCGUACAUACAAUUUGUUACUCAGUUCUUUUGCUAAACACGGACUUGCAUCUUGCCGACAUUGAACAAAAGAUGACUCGUAGUCAAUUCAUCAAGAAUACAAUGCCUACGAUCCGUCGAAGUGUGGUAGAGUCUGCGCAUGAAUUUGAGCCUAGUAGGCCUACAGUGCUCCCUGGAAAAAGCUCUGCUUUUGAUGAUCCUCACGUCAACGACGAGAACUCUGACGCUGUAUCAAUUGAAGCUUUUGAAAAACCUUCUUGGAGGUCUUCAUUCAAGCCUGCGCCACGUCCAGAUCCUGAUAAUCCAAGUGCCCCCACACCUUUAGAUUAUGAUACUCCCAUGGAUGAUUGUGGCCCCUUGGUCAAGGCACCUUUCCGAGGAACGCUACGUACAUGGGAAGUACAGGUUGAGAUUGUUCUUAAGGAUUUUUACAAUUCUAUCCGGAAUGAUCGGCUUCCAUUAUUCGGCGCCGUUGAUAGGUCACAAAUGCCGGCUUCAUCAUCUAGCACUCUCUCAGUAUUCACCAAUGGCAUGUUGCGCCGUUCCCCUAGUGUUCUGAGUAAAGCUCCCUCAGAAUCACCUAGUUAUAUUCGUGGAAGAACAGCAGAGACCGUACGCACAAAUGGGAAGUGGAGCAACAAGACCAGAUCGAGACCUCGUUUAUAUCCUAACUCCGGAAUGGGAUCUAGUCGAACUAGUCUUGAUGAUCAAUCAUCUAUGUGGAGUCCUUCGGUAUCGUCUAGUACUUGGAGCAAGUAUUCUCUUGGCAAACAUACCUCGAUGUCCGUGGACUCUCUUGGUUCGGCAUUCCAAGGCGAUUAUCAACAAUCUAUUGGAUUCGCCAAUGCUCUCAGCCAAGCAAUUAUCCGUGAAGAGACGGUCCAUAGCUCAGGAAGUAGGGGCAGUGAUCAUGAAGAACUUCGUGUUGCCCCUUUACUUGAUGAUGAAUCUUUAGAAUUGGCUGGUGCACCGUGGGCAAAGGAAGGUAUGGUCAAGCACAAGCAUCAUUUGGAAGCUCUCGACAAGAAAGCCAAGGAUCGUAACUGGAUUGAAACAUUCGCUGUUAUCGAAAAAGGCUACAUGAGCUUGUUCUCGUUCUCUACUAAGAACGUCCGCAAGACUAAGGGUAAAACUAGUGGCGGAGUUGUUGGUGGUGGAAAUUGGCAAGAGAAUGCCGAAAAUCUUGGUUCAUUCCUCCUCCGCCAGACUAUCGCUAGUGCCCUUCCUUCACCAGGCUACUCCAAAGCUCGCCCUCACGUCUGGGCGCUUUCCUUGCCCACCGGAGCAGUACAUCUCUUUCAAGUAGGCACAGCAGAUAUCGUCAAAGAAUUUGUCACAACAGCCAAUUACUGGAGUGCUCGGUUAUCAAACCAUCCUCUUGUAGGUGGUAUCAGUAAUAUCGAAUACGGCUGGUCUGAUGAGAUUGUAAAUAACGCCCUAGUCACUGCGAUUAACGAACAGAAUACCAGACCAUCAACUUCUGGCGCUAGGCCCAGCAUGCAGAGCUCUCUACGAUCAAGCUUGGAUCACGGCUAUGUAGGAGGGGUUAGAUCAAGAUUGCCAGGUGAUAGAAUUGCUAUAAAUGAUUGGAGUCCUCCAAUACAGAGCAUGAGAGCUAGUAACUUGAUGGAGCCGGAUCAGUUGAAAACACUGACUGCUUAUGUGCAGAGUAUUGAAGAAGAAUUGCAGAAACACAAUAUGUUGAGGAAUCCAAUGCUUCUAGCUUAUUCACCGCGUCAUCCUAACGCACAAAAAGCAAUGGCGAAUUGGGAAAAGAAAUCCUCAUAUUUGCUCCGCGAAAUCGUAAAGUUCACAACAUACAUUGAUAGUUUACAUGCAGCCGAAAUCGGCAGACAAAGAAUCUAUCAUGAAAGAGCGGCACAUCAAGCCGUCGCCGAGGAAAAAAAUGAAGAUGAGGAAGCUGAAGUUGAUACCACAAUCACUGGAUGA
Messenger RNA from Botrytis fragariae, 4698 nucleotides. RefSeq names its product putative sec7 domain-containing protein. The record is from RefSeq and is a predicted model, not a curated record. Gene Ontology annotation, molecular function: guanyl-nucleotide exchange factor activity. The transcript is spliced from 4 exons. Gene Ontology annotation, biological process: regulation of ARF protein signal transduction. NCBI's taxonomy places the organism in Eukaryota, Fungi, Ascomycota, Leotiomycetes, Helotiales, Sclerotiniaceae. The coding region runs from base 1 to 4698 and encodes 1565 amino acids.